GACAUGUCUAGACACGUGUCCAUUGUUAUGUUGUGAUGGAGGGGGAUAGUUCGGACCGGGGCUGACUGAGGGCGGCGCGUAAAGUGGGUCUGCGUAAAACCAGCAUCCGUUCCCGCCAGCUUUACGCGCGGCUUAGAUUCGGAUGUUUGGGAAAAUGUCCUUCGUGGAAAUCAUGAGGUGUCUUUGGGAGGACUUGUAGACUUGUUUUUGCUUCCUCUCCGACCAGCAUGUCCCCCAAAUUGGUGCCUUGUUUGCUUCUCCUCGCGGCUCUCAACACAAGCGGUCUCACGGUGGACUACGACGAGCUCUACGAGGACGUCACCGUCAAGCAGAUGUUGGCUCCUAAAUCUCAGCAGUCUGAUGCCACGGAGAUACUUAAUAACCUGCUCAAGGAGUACGACAGGAAGCUCAGACCUGACAUUGGAGUGAAGCCGACUGUCAUUGAUGUGGACAUCUUUGUCAACAGCAUUGGACCCGUGUCGUCGAUAAACAUGGAGUACCAAAUAGACAUCAUCUUCGCUCAGACGUGGACCGACAGCCGCCUGCGCUACAACAGCACCAUGAAGAUACUGACGCUCAACAGCAACAUGGUGGGCCUCAUCUGGCUGCCCGAUACCAUCUUCAGGAACUCCAAGAACGCAGACUCACACUGGAUCACCAUGCCCAACCAGCUCCUCAGGAUCUGGAACGACGGCAAGAUCCUCUACACCUUAAGACUUACCAUCAACGCAGAGUGCCAGUUGCAGCUGCACAACUUCCCAAUGGACGAACACUCGUGUCCACUCAUCUUCUCCAGCUACGGGUACCCGAGAGACGAGAUGGUCUACAAGUGGAGGAGGAACUCUGUGGAGGCGGCCGACCAAAAGUCCUGGCGACUCUACCAGUUUGACUUCAUGGGCCUCAGAAACACGUCUGAAAUCGUAACCACCACAGCAGGUGACUAUGUGGUGAUGACGGUGUACUUUGACCUGAGUCGGCGUAUGGGCUACUUCACCAUCCAGACGUACAUCCCUUGCAUCCUCACCGUGGUCCUCUCCUGGGUCUCCUUCUGGAUCAAGAAGGACGCCACCCCUGCCAGAACCGCUUUAGGUAUAACCACAGUGCUGACCAUGACCACCCUGAGCACGGUGGCCAGGACGUCCCUCCCCCGAGUGUCCUACGUCACCGCCAUGGACCUUUUUGUCACCGUCUGCUUCCUGUUUGUCUUCGCCGCUCUGAUGGAGUACGCCACGUUGAAUUACUACUCUUACAGCGCCCGCAGGCCCACGUGCAUGGAGAGCAAAAGACAUAACUAUUCGGUCUUGGGUGGCCGCCCGGCACACACGGUCAUCGCCCUCAACAACUCCACCUACUGGCAAGACUUUGAGGAUACUUGUUCUUAUGAGUGCCUGGACGGCAAAGACUGCCAGAGCUUCUUCUGCUGCUACGAGGAGUGCAAAGACGGUGCAUGGCGACGAGGACGCGUCCACAUCGAUCUCCUGGAGCUGGACGCCUACUCGCGGGUCUUUUUCCCCACGUCCUUCUUGCUCUUCAACGUGGUUUACUGGGUGGGAUAUCUCUACCUCUAGUUGUACGUGACGAUGCAUUCAAGGGGAAACUGAAGCAGUAUUUUGGAUGUUCACUGCUGGAGAGCCUUCGUUUGGACUGGCACACCCUGAUACAAUAAACCGGAUACAAUCAACCCAGACAGGCUUGUUAGCGAAGGUGAAACGGAGAAACAAAGUCUCAGUGCCUUCAGUCCAUUGCACACCGUUGCCGAAAAAGGGUUUCAUGAAACGUCUCAUCAUCAAGUCCGAGCUUGCGUUCUUGGGGGGUUCAGCUCAGGGGUGUCCAAACUUUUUCUGACGAGGGCCGCAUAUUUAAAAAUGACAGGAUGCACCUUUCAUAUUUUCAAGAUAUGCUAAGAUAUGCUAAGAGGUUUUAUAGUAGAUACAUUUCAGCUCUGUCUUAUACGUCGGUGAAAAAGCCUAUUACUACUAUCGACUUCACUCUGCAGUUAGCGCGCAGACCUCGCAGCCAGGACACGUGAGUUCAAUUCCACCCUAGGCCAUCUCUGUGUGGAGUUUGCUGGGUUUUCCGGUUUCCUCCCACAUUCCAAAAACAUGCUAGGUUAAUUGGUGACUCCAAAUUGUCCAUAGGUAUGAAUGUGAGUGUGAAUGGUUGUUUGUCUAUAUGUGCCCUGUGAUUGGCUGGCCACCAGUCCAGGGUGUACCCCGCCUCUCACCGAAAGAGAGCUGGGAUAGGCUCCAACACCCCCCGCGAACCUCGUUAAGAUAAGCAUUAGAAAAUGAAUGAAUGAACUUCUUUUUUCCCAUUUUUGCUUUUUUGUUUUUCCAUUGGCGGCACGGCGGUCGAGUGGUUAGCGUGCAGACCUCACAGCUAGGAGACCAGGGUUCAAUUCCACCCUCAGCCAUCUCUGUGUGGAGUUUGCAUGUUCUCCCCGUGCAUGCGUGGGUUUUCUCCGGGUACUCCGGUUUCCUCCCACAUUCCAAAAACAUGCUAGGUUAAUUGGCGACUCCAAAUUGUCCAUAGGUAUGAAUGUGAGUGUGAAUGGUUGUUUGUCUAUAUGUGCCCUGUGAUUGGCUCGCCGCCAGUCCAGGGUGUACCCCGCCUCUCGCCCGAAGACAGCUGGGAUAGGCUCCAGCACCCCCCACGACCCUCGUGAGGAAAAAACGGUAGAAAAUGAAUGAAUGAAUGUUUUUCCAUUUUUUUUUAAUAUUUCAACUUUCUUCUUAAAUGUUAUCUUCACAUAAUAUUAUGACUUAAUUCCCAUAAUAUCGUUUCUUUAUUCUAGUAAUAUUCUAAUAUAUUAAGUAAAGAUAUUCUGAUCAGGAUUUUAUGCUGCCGAUGCCGAUCCUGAUAAUCCAUGAGUGAAAUCGGCCGAUUAAAUGUACUACCGGCUAUAUUAGCUAUAUUACCAAGGUUUUUUCCUGUGAGAGCUACUUUUACUGAAUGAAAAUGGCUAAAAGAGCUACUCAUUUAGGUACCGCAUAAUUUUUAUGAGCUGUGCUGUCUGGCGCAGUGCUGCGCACCCACGCCUCAUGUUCCUUCCACCGGCACAAGUGGCAAAGAGGGAGGAGAGAAGGCGUGAGAGGGUUUAACACACAGCCGAGUGUAAUCUAAACCAAUCAAAUGAACGUCUUUAAAUGCUUAGUGCCCACUGGACUGCGCAUCAGAGGAAACAAUGCGCGUCAUUCACCACAUACGCCACCAUGUGGGAGAGUUACAUUAAACACAGCAGCAGGCUAAUCCAGACAUCUUGCUUGUGAUCCACCUGCAGUCCUGCUCCGCAUCACCAAAUAGAAGAACCUUUGAUGUUAUAUUCUCCUCAACCUCCUUAAGGAAAAAUGAACAGAAAAAAAACAGCCUGAUUUAGUUGAGGUUAGUUGUCUAUUGGGUCUAAUGGGCUGCCUGUUGGCUCAUUUGCAUACU
Molecule: messenger RNA, 3432 nt
Organism: Doryrhamphus excisus (bluestripe pipefish)
Lineage: Eukaryota; Metazoa; Chordata; Actinopteri; Syngnathiformes; Syngnathidae
Gene: gabrg3
Product: gamma-aminobutyric acid type A receptor subunit gamma3
Biological process (GO): monoatomic ion transmembrane transport; chloride transport; gamma-aminobutyric acid signaling pathway
Cellular component (GO): membrane
Molecular function (GO): GABA-A receptor activity; extracellular ligand-gated monoatomic ion channel activity
Source: RefSeq, a predicted model, not a curated record